UCUCUAAUUGAAAAUAUAUUUGGAAGAAUGUACAGAAAGGUUAUUUUUUUAUUUAAUUUACUGGAGUUUCAGAGGCUCCUCUGGUCAGGAUAUUGUUUCUCUCCUUUUGCUUUUAGUUGGGGGUACUGAUUGCAUCUGCUUUUUUUGGUACUACUCUUCAGGAUCACUACUCUGAAACCAUCAAUUGGUAUUUGAUUGUGUCUUUUAGCACACCCUUUCUAUGAUUGGCUUAGAAUGCAAGUGAAACCAAAGCUUUGUCUUUUUAAAAAUAUUUUUUUGAGACAACUUUUGUCCGUUGCUUUCAUUACCUUCACAACUACUUGAUUCCUAUGUAACUUGGACCUUUAGAUCUGCAAGGAGCGUAGCUGAAUCUUGACUUCUCUAUCAAGAUUUGCGAUUUUAACGUCUUCUCUCUGUAAAAGUUUAAUGAACAGUGAUAGCUCUUCCAUCAUUUUUGAAGGAGUGUCUGAAGUUUUGGCCUUGUCUGAUGGUUAUAUAGAUUUGUUGAUUCCUACAAAAGCAGCAACUAUGGCAUCGCAGUGUUCUGAAAACGUUAUUCCUACUCUACGUGAUUUCUUCAACUCCCAAAAGCCAGGGGAAGAGGAUGAGUUUAUGGUUCAUCAGGUCCUCAACUCCUCUUCCAAGAACAUUCCACCGAGACCUACAAAACUAGGAAACAAGGCAAAAGAGAGACACGGUCUCUUCAAUCAGGGAAGAAUAAGAAGCAGAAGAAACAUAUCAGAUGCUGAAAAGUUCUCUGUGGAGCAAUACUCUUCUAGUGGUUUCUUUGGGGUACGGUUCAACACAAACGGAAGACAACAACAGCAACAACGAUCAGCUAAGCCUUUAGGGUCAGAUAGAAACAUGGAACCGAGAUUGCAGAAGUCAUUCUCCGCUAGAAUGCAACUCCCCUUUAUGCUAUCUUCAAAGCCAAGCAACCAGUCUACGAAUAAUUCAAGCUGGUUUAGCCGUAUCAAGAAAAUGUCUAAUCCAUUUUCAAAUCGAAACUCUCUGAUACCAAAGUCAGGAGAAAUCAAGGUCAGUGGAGUAGGAGAAACACUCUCAAGAAACAAGUCUUCUUCACCUGUUCAUCUACAUGCCCAUCUCAGUAUCCAACAUGAACUUGGGAUGCCUGUUUUCACCUUCUCUCUAGACCACCCGGAUGAUGUGUAUACGGCCAGGACGUGGAUGGAUGUUAACGACUCUCGGUUCGUCUAUUCGUUUCGUUACAUUGGUGGUAGAAGCAACAAGAACCUCGGAGAACAGAGGUCGAACGUUUCAGGUAUAGACUCUUCACUUAUAGGACAGAUGCAAGUUUCAACUCAAGUCUCCUUAGAGGUAGAAGAAGAACCAUACGAAGAUCCUGUGGAAUCAGCCGUGUCAGAGUUCGUUCUUUUUGACAUCGCACGUGCAAGGAGAAGUGGACUCAAGAGUGAACAACUGUCAAGACAGAACAGUGUAUCUGAUGGCUCAAAGCAUCUGCAAAGGCAGAACAGUUUCAGCAGAGGGUUGACUCGUAGUUUCUCAAAACAUUCAGAGAACAGUGCAACAUCAUCUGAUCCUUUGCCGGCCACGGAUUUACAUCCAGGACUAGAGAUUGCAGCAGUUGUUAUUCGAGACUCUUCUUCUAGCAAUAAUGAAAGUCUUGAGUGCAUGAAGAACAGUAAACUCUCUAGACGAGAGAUGAAGGUUAUAGUUCCAUCAGGAAACCACGGUUUGCCUGAUGCUGAAAACUCAUGCCCUACACCGAUACUGCAGAGAUGGAGAUCAGGUGGUGGAUGUGAUUGUAGCGGAUGGGACAUGGGUUGUCACCUUUUUGUCUUAGAAGAACAACAACUCAUCAACAAUCACCACUGUUUAGAACUUUUCAUUGAGGGAGAGAAGGAGAGCACACCAGCAAUGACAAUGGCAUUCAUGAGAGAAGGUCAUUACGAGGUAAACUUCCAUGCAAGGCUCUCAGCUUUACAAGCAUUCUCAGUAUGUGUGGCUGAGCUGCACAGAACAGAAGUAUCAAGAGGAGAAAGAAGCGACUCUUUGUCUAGAUGCAGUUCGCUUAGAGAGCUUAUUGACAUGGCAACUCCGGUAAACAGAGAUAUCAACGAAGAAGUCAUUUCGUCUUUCAUGCCUAAUGUCACUUUCUCUCCAAUUUCAAGGGUCUAAAAAAAACAUAUCAGAACGUAAUAUCUCCGUAAUAUCUCCGUAGUCCUUCCUUUAUGUGCAUAUAUAGCUACACUCGACAUAUAAUAAAGUUAUAAAGCCAGAGUCUGUGAUACAAGUGCAGAUGAAAUUAGUUAAAGUUUAGAACUUUGGCAGCACAAAUGUUUGUACUUACUUUGUCCUCUAUGACUCAAAGAAGUCGGUUUGUUUCAAAUUUUAUACUCUCACUUGCCACCCGUUUCAUAAUAUGUAUCGUUUUCGAAUCUGUUGUUUUUCUAUCCUCUAUAGUCAUAAAAAAGAAAGUAGUCGUUUACCUAAAUUUAAAAGGAAAUUAGUCCAUGUCAGUUCAGCUUAUAGAGUAAUUGUUAUACAUACUUGCUUUGGAAACAAAUCUGUAAUAAAAUUUUAGUACUUC
Molecule: messenger RNA, 2572 nt
Organism: Raphanus sativus (radish)
Lineage: Eukaryota; Viridiplantae; Streptophyta; Magnoliopsida; Brassicales; Brassicaceae
Exons: 3
Coding region: 427-2160 (577 amino acids)
Source: RefSeq, a predicted model, not a curated record